UUCACACAAUAGACUAUUAAAGCGGAUGUAGGUAUAGUGCAAAAUGAAUGGUAAUGAAGAUACAUAUGGAGAAACAAAGUGUGCAUUUAGCGCUUGUUUUGCUGCCAAAGAGAAUUUGAAAACUUGAUAAUUUAUUCCUCCAAAUGAAUAACAGAAAAACUUAUGGUAAUACACAGACUUUUUAUUUAUUUUUUUGAAGUCUAUCGUGCAAACCACAUUUUUUAUUAUGGUGUUGUUCUUCUAGGAUGUGAAUUGGAAAAAGAAAAACUAAAUAUAAUUAAAGUUUUUAGGCAGAUACUACUAAGAAAGAAAUGGCGACAGCUUGCACUAAAACUGGUGAUGGAAACAGCACCGUGCACAACGAUCCGUCCAAAUCCAAUAUUCUGUGUCCAUCAUGUGCCGGUCGGGAGACAGCUGAUGUAGAUCGACAUGUUGAACUGAAACUCCGAGGCAAUGGCAGGGUCAAGGUCGAGUGUUUUAGUGACGACACGGCCGAUGGUAACCCGGAAGUGGCCUUGGAUAUUUGUCUGACCUCGAAACACUUGCUACAUCAUCCCGUCACGGUGGUGCUCCCAGUCGAUAUAGACGCGGAUCACUUACAGAUAAGCAAGAAGGGGAAAAUAACAUGCGACAUUACAGAUGUCAGCAGCCUCGAUAAUGAGAAUAAGCCCCGUUACAAGCAGGUAUCCGACCAAUGUGAGCAAAGAGGAACAUUUAAACCCAACAAUAGUAAUGAAACUUUGUCUCUGAAGACCCACCGUAGAAGUCAUAGCGAUUCUCAUUGCAUGUCGAAGACAAAACAUCGUGACCGUACCCUUUCCAGUGAUGGCAGAACCAACCAUGAUUUGCCGACACACAGUUUGAACAUCCCUUGUGAUGAAAUGUUAAAAAGACAAUCUGUAAGAAGGAACAAAAGCUGCUCUCUGAUUAAGGAAAACACAGUUAAACACAAUCCGGGCCAUCACAGAAAUCUUAGUGAUACUCUUGUUAUCUCGAUUGAAAGAAAUAGCAACUGGAGCAAAACGCCAGCCGAAAUUCUAGGCCACAGAAAUUCUAAGCCAAUUUACCUGUCACAAGAGUUGGAAUCUUCUGACUACGACAGCGAGCUACACGGAGGUGAUUUUAACAGACCAGUUAAUUUCAACGCCGAAAACACCUCGAAAAAAUACGUGCCAAAUCGCAACUGUCUGGAUCAUAAAUUGUUCAAAUAUAAAGACGUCGAUGAUGACAUAAUUCCUGCUAUGAAAGCUGGAGUAAAAGUGUUUGAUAUGUUGCAAGAUGACCAGCAAGGAAAGCUCAACGAUUUAUCAAAACAAUCGAGACGAAAGAGCAAUGAAGAAGACACGACAGCUUUUGAUGUUGAGGGAUUAGUUCCUGGCCGGUUUGAAUUACAAGAUGACCCGCAAACAACGCAUAACGAAAAUAUAGAAAAAUCUAGACGGCGGUCCCUUGAAGAUAAUACGGUAAUAUCUUCUGAUUAUGAGAGUUUCGUUUCUGGUCAUUUUGAACCGCGACAUGUUGAAGAACACAGCUUCAAGAACACUCUCCCAGAUGAAGAACAAUUUGCACAUUCCACACUGCCAAAGAACUUUACCGACAAUGCGUUACAAAGGCUUAUAAAUACAGUGAACAAAGCCAAGGCAGACCUUAAAGCAGAGAUUAAAGCGAUGACGCAAGGCGGGUGCUAUAUACAAAAACAGUCAUAAAGUUCUUACCACAGAUUACUGAUUUCGAAGUAAGUUGGAAGUGCUGGUAGGCAGCUGGUGGCCAAACGAAUAUGCAGCAUAUUUAUGACACAUGCCACUUACAGUGUACUUCUUCAAAAUAUAUGUUUGGACAGUACGAAUUUAUCCUGCGAAAACCGUUAUUGUCUGUAAACAUAUUUGAAAUGUACAUGAAGUCUUUGCGCACUUGAAUGUAUGUGUGAUAGGAUAAAGUCCUGGUUGAACACCUGCUUGAAUUGUAAUGAUGUCUAAACUACGCACGUGAAUUCACGCAUUAAUAUGAACGAAAAAUGAUAUCAUGCGCCGUGCAUUUUCUUGUGCUAAAUAUGGACAAAACAUGAUAUGAUGCACAAGGCAUUUUAUUGUGCUUAAUAUGAAAUUAACAUGUCACCAUGUGCCUUGCAUUCCAUUGUGCUAAAUAUGAAAUGAACAUGAUAUGAUGCGCCAUACAUUCCAUUGUGCUAAAUAUGAACGUUACAUGAUAUGAUGCGCCAGACAUUUCAUUGUGCUAAAUAUGAACGAUACAUGAUGUGAUGCACCAGACAUUUCAUUGCGCUAAAUAUGAACGAUACAUAUAUGAUGCGCCAGACAUUUCAGUGUGCUAAAUAUGAACGAUACAUGAUGUGAUGCGCCAGACAUUUUAGUGUGGUAAAUAUGAACGAUACAUGAUGUGAUGCGUCAUGCAUUUUAUUGUGGUAAAUAUGAACGAUACAUGAUGUGAUGCGUCAUGUAUUUUAUUGUGCUAAGUAUGAACGAUACAUGAUGUGAUGCGCCAGACAUUUUAUUGUGCUAAAUAUGAACGAUACAUGAUGUGAUGCGUCAUGCUUUUUAUUAUGAUAAAUAUGAACGAUACAUGAUGUGAUGCGCCAGACAUUUUAUUGUGCUAAAUAUGAACGAUACAUGAUGUGAUGCGCCAGACAUUUUAUUGUGCUAAAUAUGAACGAUACAUGAUGUGAUGCGCCAAACAUUUUAUUGUGCUAAAUAUGAAGUGAUCGGCAUUAUUAUACGCUUGUGUGAAAUGGUCAAUGCAUGUACACCUGACAUGUAAUAAUGUUAGGGUGCAAGGGAAGUGUAUUAUUGCACAAAUAAUAAUGAGUCAUAAGAGUAAAAUCCUUGGGCUAACUGCUAAAUUGUAAUUACUACGCGAUCUACUUACGGCGUAGUUUAAUGUAACGAAUUCUGACAUUGUAAAUCGUCCAUAUACAUCCGAGGUUGUUUUCGAUGGAAAAUGGCCGGGGGAAGUUCCGAUUGCUUGAUUAUUUCUCAGUUUUGUUUAUUCUUGUCUGCAAGUAUAUUCAUAUGACUUAAGCAUACACAACCAUCCUCCCCUUGCUUUACAUAUUGUUAUGCAUUUGCCUUUUUAACCUGCUUUGUUUGAAAGUAUUAAGGGCUUAGAGUAGCGAUGUUUACAUGUAUUUCUGUACCUAAUUAUAAUGAUGAAAGUUCUUGUUAAUUUACAUUAUACUUAAAUAAUAAUUGAUCGCAUGGAGAACACGUCAAUGGCAGAAAACAACAAUGGGCUCUUAAACCGGAACACGUAUGUGUCAUGUACUAGGUACAUAUCAUUCUUUAUACACAUGAUAUGGAUACCAUGCCUGUUGAGUAUCUGAGGAGUUGUUUUUAAAUAAAGUCCAAACUCGUUAUGUCGAGGUAGUCGGGACUUAGUAAAAUACUUUGGGAAAACGAACAUUUGACAUAGCCGAAAUACAAAAAAAAUAGCAGCCAACCCCAAAUUAUGUCAAAACAAAACCUCCCAAAACACCAAAAUCUCUUCGAACACCGCCAUUUUAUUCCGCAUCACACAUUCCCUUACUUAAAAUUCGGAAAACACAAAACACGUUCAACCCCCUGAUAAAG
Messenger RNA from Mya arenaria, 3581 nucleotides. RefSeq lists its product as uncharacterized. The transcript has 3 exons. Bases 312 to 1706 code for a protein of 464 amino acids. Lineage: Eukaryota; Metazoa; Mollusca; Bivalvia; Myida; Myidae. The record is from RefSeq and is a predicted model, not a curated record.